Adelges cooleyi (spruce gall adelgid) is the source of this 2540-nucleotide messenger RNA. RefSeq names its product trace amine-associated receptor 3-like. NCBI's taxonomy places the organism in Eukaryota, Metazoa, Arthropoda, Insecta, Hemiptera, Adelgidae. Gene Ontology annotation, molecular function: G protein-coupled receptor activity. Gene Ontology annotation, cellular component: membrane. The transcript is spliced from 8 exons. Gene Ontology annotation, biological process: G protein-coupled receptor signaling pathway. Bases 218 to 1531 code for a protein of 437 amino acids. The record is from RefSeq and is a predicted model, not a curated record.
CAAGAAUCCAUUAAGGAGAAAUUCGUUUCGGUUAGUAAGUCGUAUUAUGCAACCGGUGUGCGGAAAUUUGAAUAAAUAUUUUUUCCGGAAACAUUGGAGAAAUUCACCAAAGGGCGCAAAAACGGCACACUAAACGGCCGUGCGGAGGCGACUACCAAUGCGGUUUCACCACUAGUAAAAAUGCCGAAUACCACUCACUGGCCGCGGAUGAUUCAUUAUGCACGUUGACCAGGAUUGGCAAAAUGUGGUCAAAGUUACGUGCAUUGGGUUUUUAGCUGUGAUUGGGGCGUUCUUCAACAUUGUUGUGCUGGUUAUGUUUUACAAAAAACCAUCGCUCAGAUCACCUUCAAAUAGAUUCGUCGGCAGUCUUAUUGCGUCCGACUUGCUGUCGUCGACGGUGCUCGGCCCUUUGCUGGUAACCGACGUGAAGACCGCCAACAGAGCGUUGUUAGUGUUUGUGGCCACGUCGACCAUAUUCUCAAUACUAGUCAUAGCCAUGGAUCGGUACACGGCCGUGCUGAGUCCAUUGCACUACGCCACGAAUGUCACCAGGCAAAAGAGCGCCUUUGUCAUUGGCACCGUAUGGAGUGUUUCGGCGGUUUUGGCAUCGCCGGUUUUGUUCAAAGAACUGUUGGUCCACGACAAGUUGUCUAUGGUAGUAAUGGAAAAGACACACGGCCUAGUAUUGCUAUUGACUGUUUUUGUAGCGCCGUGUGCUACCCUAAUACUAGUCUACUUCAAAAUGUACGUCGCAGCCCACAGGAACAGCUUGCGGACGCGCAAACACAGCGUGUGCACGGAACCGGACCUGUCGCGACGCAACUCGAACGCCAUAUUCUCGGCGUUGCUGUUCCGCGAAGAGAGCCGCGCCAUGAAGACGUCGAUGAUGGUGCUGGUCACGUACCUGUUCAGCUGGACGCCGCUGUUCCUCAGCGUGUCCAUCGUCCGGCUGCCGGACGAGCUGGUGGACGCGUGCGCGCUGUCCGCGGCCACGCUCAACCCGUUGGUGUACGUGUUCCGCAACGACGUGUUCCGCAAGGAAAUCCUGCGGGUGGUGUGCGGCCGCAAGCGGUUCCGGGCGUCCGCCGUGGCCAAAGCGGGCGGCUACCAGCAGCACGGCCGUCUGGUGGCCCAUCAGAUGGACAGCGUGUCCGUGCACAGUUUCCACAUGUCGUCCGUCGACUGCCAACACUCGUUCGACUCCAUCACGCCGCCGCCGGCCGAUUUCGUCGCCACUUACAAUCCCAUAAACGGAACGGAAAGGUGCACCCGUUACGAGAGCGUGACUUUCCGGUUGGCCCAGCGCCGGUGUCAGUAUUGCAGCAGGCAGAGUUCGGACUCGUCUUUGAGCAGUAACUAUCCUUUGCUGGCCAACAAGAACAAACCUUCCAGCGAACCCAACACGCCCAAGCACUACAACAACAACGACAACCGGAUCGUCUUGUUCAAAGUAUCCGGAGUGGAGACCAAACGACACAAACUUCAAAGGAUGCUGGCCAUAGACAACGAGACCCCGUCGACUAGGGUUUAAAAUAUUGAUCAACACCGGAAACGAGUUUGGUCCCACCAAGGAGAAUUCGAAUUCUCAUUCACUUAGGAAACUCCCUCGUUCCUUUAACACUUUAUUGCGUCUGACGCGUACCACCGAUCAAAAUCGAUUUUUAAACGGAAAUACUGUAUUUUUUUAUGGUCUCAUGCAGUAGAAAUGUAUGUAGUAUAUGUAGUUAGAUAACAACAGCCUUGCAUUGGAGAAAUAAGAAGUAUUUCCUAUUAACGUAAUUACAGGACAUAAUAUUACGACCACGCCAAUUCCCUUAGUUAUUAUUUCGAUGAAUUUAAGUCGUCUUGAAAGAAAACCUAUUACCCGUUAGCUAUUGUAUGAGGUCCUGCAGGUAUAUUUUAUAGUUUGUAUUAUCAUGUAUUACAUAUUUAUAGAGUGGUCUCUAGAAAAUAACUUACAUCGAUAUUUAUAUUAAUGUAACAUAAUUAUUGAAAAUCAUCUUUGCCACCAGAAAAUAAUAUAUUUUGUAAUUAAAACGCUCUUUUAUUAUGUUUCAUGCAUACCAUAACAAAAACAUGUUUUGAAUCAAAACAAAUGAGUUAAUUAUGCAAAUUUAACCUAGCCAAUAUUACUUAGCCAGCAGCUAUAUUGGAUAUGAAAUUUAUAGACUGGCAUUGAUUGAGGUCAUCUAUUAGAGGAGCAAUGGCCGAAGCUGGAAACGAUUUGUCAUGGUGGCUUUAUGUGUCGACGAUAAUGAUGCUAAUAAUGGCGUCGUUGUCCUUAUAAACAAUCCCGAGAGAAAUUCACCGUGCCUAUACUUACUCUUUAUUUAGGCAAAUGUUGAAUUCAACAAAUCAAUUUAAAAUGGCUUCCACAUUUUUUUUAAAACUCAACUGACAUAUAACUCCUAAGCUACCAACUACUCUGUUUAACUUAAGAUAUGAAAAAAACCUCUGAAUCAAAAGUAAAAAAACUAAAAUUAGUUUUUUAUUUUACCCUAAUUUGCUUACCGACUUUCCGAGAGUUACAUUAUCAAUGA